Molecule: messenger RNA, 393 nt
Organism: Gossypium arboreum
Lineage: Eukaryota; Viridiplantae; Streptophyta; Magnoliopsida; Malvales; Malvaceae
Exons: 1
Coding region: 1-393 (130 amino acids)
Source: RefSeq, a predicted model, not a curated record
AUGGAAGGGGAAUCUGUCACUAACUAUUAUGCUAGAACCAUGGAGAUUUGUAAUAGGAUGUGGUUUCAUGGUGAGAAGAUAGAGGAUGUCACCAUAAAGGAGAAUAUUUUGCACUCCAUGACGCUAAAGUUUAACUAUGUCAUUUACGCCAAAGAGUCAAAAGAUAUAAAUGAAUUGUCUCUUGACGAGUUUCAAAGCUCUUUUUUGGUGCAUGAGCAAAAAAUGAAUCGUAAUUCAACCUCCAAGGAACAAGCUUUAAAGACUUCUACUUUUAUUUCUUCUUCCAAUUUUAGAGGAAGGGAUAAAGGUAGAGGUAGAGGUAGAGGAAGAGUAGAUCAAGGUAGUAAAGAUGGUGGCAACAUAAAUGACAACGAGAAUUACAAAAAUCAAUGA